Molecule: messenger RNA, 1691 nt
Organism: Culex quinquefasciatus (southern house mosquito)
Lineage: Eukaryota; Metazoa; Arthropoda; Insecta; Diptera; Culicidae
Product: prostasin
Exons: 4
Coding region: 64-1623 (519 amino acids)
Biological process (GO): proteolysis
Molecular function (GO): serine-type endopeptidase activity
Source: RefSeq, a predicted model, not a curated record
CAUCUUUAUGCGAAGCUCAGGGGCACUUCAGUUGACUGGUGAGGUUUCGUCCAACAAGUCGCAAUGAAGCCCUCGUGGAUGCUUUUGGUGGUUGGAAUAACCGUACAGUUCACCAACGCUAAAGAGUACGCCGAGUGGGGUCGUUCAGAGGGCACGGAAGGAUUUUCCAUCGGCGGCGAGCAAGUGAUCAACCCCAGCCUGUACCCGUGGCAUGUGGCCAUAUUCGUGCAGGGCAAGUACGGCGGCGGUGGAUCGCUGAUUUCGGACUCAUUCGUACUGACUGCGACCCAUGUUGUCUACAAUUUUGCCACGGAAUCGUUGGUGUCUCCGAAAAGUAUUUCGGUGAAGGCUGGCAUCGUGAAACUGGGCGAUGCUAGUGCCAAGGUGUUCAGUGUUGCCGAAAUCGCUGCGUAUCCCGAUUUUGACUACGCAAGUCUUGAUAACGACAUCUGUCUGUUGAAGUUGGAGACAAAGGUGAAGUUUGGCGCAUCGAUUAGACCGAUCAACCUUUGGGAUGAAGCUGAUAGAGACGUUUCGAUGUUGGUUUCAAAGCAAUACAGUGGACAAGUCGUCGGCUGGGGACUGGUUGAAGGUGGCGGAAAAACCAACAAUCUGAACAGAGUCGAGAUGAACUUUUUGGAUGCAGAAAGUUGUCAGAAAGGGGUGCCAGCUUUCAAACGGAAUGAUUUUCCCAAAAAAGAUAAAAGUUACUGUGCCAUUAGAGAAAACCAAACAGUUUGCAGUGGGGACAGUGGCGGUGGAAUGUUCUUGUACGAUAGCAACAGGAAGGCUUACUACCUGCGAGGAUUUGUAAGCCAAGGGGUGACCGCUGGAAGAGGCUGCGAAGCUAAUGUUCCAGUGUUGUUCACCGAUAUUGCGUUCUACUUGAAAUGGAUCGAGCAAACUGCACUUCCCAGGUGCUACAACUUACUUGGAUAUGGCGAAUGUCCAAUGUUUGGGAUGGAUGAAAACAAGUACAAAUUGCCACUCGGAAUUGCACACUUAAAUUACAAAUUCAGAAGAAACCUCCUGAUCAGUGAUUGUCAUGGAGUUCUGAUCAGCAAGAAGCACGUUCUGACUCAGGCUAGUUGUGUGGAACCAAAUCAACUUCGAGAGCUGCAAUCCAUCACAAUUGGAAACAUCUUCAUCAACGAUUACUCCGGAUCAGUUGCAAAGUACGAAAUUAACUCAGUCAACACCAACGCUGAAUUGGCAAUCCUCGCCCUCAACCGUGACGUUUCCCAACAGAUCAGCCCAAUCUGCCUUCCCACAGCCCAUGAAACGGGAUCCCCAACAAUCUUUUUCUGGACACGCAGAUCUCCACACCCGAAGAAGAUUCAGCAGGUUCACAUCGAUGCGUUCAAAAUGGGCGACAAAUCAAGCCACAUCUUCCAAGUCCCGUUGCCGGGCAACCAAACCCGGCUCGGUGGAACGCCACUUCUGUACUCCAUUGCCGACUCGCACAUGUUCCUGAGGGCGCUGGAGAAGUGUCCUUGGAAGGGUUGUGUGCAGCAGGAAACGGCACAGUUUGUGGAUGUGCUGCUCUACGGUGGGUGGAUUCGGGAUGUCGUGGGGGCGAAGAGUGGCGAGGAUGAGCUGCUGCCACCGCGGUGUGCGGUGUGAAGGUUUUGGAAGAUUGAAUGGAAGCUGGUGGUCAUUGAAAUAAAUUGAUAAAAUUAAAAUUUCUUCAA